AUGGGCAAGCUCAUCAGGCUGGAACUGUUCAACUUCAAGUCGUAUAAGGGCCAUCACGUACUCCUCUUCGGCGAUGCCUUCUUUACCUCCAUCAUCGGUCCGAAUGGCUCGGGCAAGUCCAAUGCCAUGGACGCCAUCUCCUUCGUGCUUGGAAUCAAGUCCUCCGCCUUGCGCUCCUCCCAUCUGAAAGAGUUAGUCUACCGCGGUCGCGUCCUGAGCAAGUCGACGGCGAACGGAGAGGAGCAUUCAAAUGGGACGGAUGCGCAUGAGCAGGACACCAGCAAUCAAGCCAAUGGCACCCAGGAACGCAAUGACCCCAAGUCGGCAUGGGUAAUGGCCGUCUACGAGGACGACGCCGGAAUCGAACAGAAAUAUAAACGCACAAUCACCAACCAGGGCGUUUCAGAAUAUCGCAUCAACGAGCGUGUUGUAGCCGCACAGCAGUACAAUGAGUCAUUGGAAGAGGAGAAUAUCCUGAUCAAGGCUCGCAACUUUCUGGUCUUCCAAGGCGACGUCGAAGCCAUCGCAGUCCAGAAACCCCAAGACCUGACGCGCCUCAUUGAACAGGUGUCUGGCAGUCUCGAGUACAAAGCCGAAUACGACAAGUUGAAGGCGGAGCUGGACGAGGCCGCGGAACAACAAGCGUUCCAACUCAACCGUCGUAGGGGCAUCAACUCGGAGAUCCGGCAGUACCAGGAACAAAAGAGAGAAGCAGAGAACUUCCAGAAAAAAGCGGCGGAACGAGAUGAGGCAAUCGUCACUCACGUCCUGUGGAAGCUCUACCAUCUGCAACGCCAAAUUGAAGAGUCCAGCGCCGAGAUCCAGAAACACCAAGAUGACCUGAAGGAGUACCGGAGAGGUAUUGAGAAGUAUGAGCGCAAUCUGGAAGUCGCCAGAAAGGACCACGUGCAAGCCGCCAGGAGCGUGGCGAAGGCGGAGAGGGCGAUCAAGGCGAAAGAGAGAGAGAUCGAGGAGAAGACGUCGUCUCUAGUGCCCAUCGAUGAGCAGAUCUCGGUGUCCAACAAGCAACUGACCAAAUAUGCCAACCGAGUGAAUUCGAUCCUGAAGGAGCGAAAUGCUCAAGCAGCGACUGUGGCCCAGCUCGAAAAGGAUUUGAGCACGGUCGAGAAGGCUCAGGCCCAGUGGCAGAAACAAUGGGAACAGAAUGCAAGUCGACUUGGUGGUCAAUUGAGUAAUGCGGAUCUUCAGCAAUACACGCGACUCCGGGAAGAGCUGAACAAGCGCGCUUCAGUAGACUUGAGUCGGGUCGAGAGACUGAAGAAUGAACGAGCUCCCAUCGAGGCCACGUACAACAAUCUGAAGAGUAGUGUGGAAACCACCGAGUACAAGUUGAAAGCGCUUGAAGAUGAGUACAGCGCCAUCACAGAGCGGAAGGACGCUGUCAAAGAAGUCGUCCAGCAGACUCAGACCGAAAUCGAGGCAAAGAAGAAAGAGCUCAAUGCUGCCACGUCUAGGCGACUGCAGGCCGCACGAACUCGAACUGAACUCGACGAGAAGCUCGCGGAGGUUGCGCGCAAGCUACUCGAAGCCGACGACGGCCGUCGAAUGAGUGAAAGGGAGAUGAGAACGAAGGAGACCAUUGCCAUGCUCAAACGAACUUACCCUGGCGUCAAAGGUCGUGUGCACGAGUUGUGUAAGCCAAAACAGAAGAAGUAUCAGGAAGCUGUCAGCACUGUGCUCGGCCGGCACUUCGACUCCGUCGUCGUCGACACCGAAGCGACGGCUAAGCAAUGCAUUGAAUAUCUACGAGACCAUCGAUCAGGCCAGGCUACAUUCAUCCCGCUGGACACAAUCCAUGUCAAGGCGCUGAACUCCAAUCUGAAAGGCAUGCAUCGAGGCAUGCGACCGGCAAUUGAGACCGUCGAUUAUGAUGAGUCUGUGGCGCGAGCAAUUUCUUACGCAUGUGGCAAUUCCAUCGUCUGUGAUGACCUCGCCAUUGCCAAAGAACUAUGCUAUGUUCGCCAUGUGGAUGCAAAGGCCGUCACCUUGGACGGCAGCGUCAUUCACAAGGGCGGGUUGAUGACCGGCGGUCGUGGCAGGGAGCAGAAUACGCGACGAUGGGAUGAUGCCGAGAUCGAGAGGCUCAACAAGCUCAAAGACAAGCUGAUGGAAGAAUUCGCCGCAUUGCCCCAGGAAAGAUCUCGCGUCACCGAAGAACAGACGCUGCAGAACGAACUCAGUGGGCUGGAAAGCAGGCUGCGCUACGCCAAAGAAGAACUGGACGCUCUUAACAAGAACCUCCAGAGUAAGAAGCGCGAAGUGGACCAUGUGCGGCAGCUACUGAAGGAAGAGACACCGAAGAUGAGAAGCGAGCAAAGCAAGCUGGACAAGAUUGACGAAGAGAUCGCCGACUACCAAGAGUCGGUCGACAAUGUGGAGAAUGAGAUCUUUGCCGACUUUUGCCAGCGACUUGGCUUCGACGACAUUCGAGACUACGAGGCCCGACAAGGCUCGCUUCAACAAGAGGCCGCCCAGAAGAAGCUUGAGUUUGUGACGCAGAAGGGCAGAAUCGAGGGACAACUUGCCUUUGAGAGAACGAGACUCCAAGCAACGGAUGACAGGCUUCAAGCUCUUCGCGAGAAGGAACAACGCGACAAGGAAACCAUCGACGAGUUGAACGAGCAACGACAAGGGAUCCAAGACGACCUGGACACAUUGAAGCAGGAGCUCGACGAACUGCACGCGCAACUAGACGAGCAGCAAGAGUUGUUGGCCGCGGCGGGCGAGAAGCUGGCCAAGCAGAAACAAGAGGUCCAGAAACGGGCGAAGGAGAUGGAAAGUACAUUCCGGGCCAUCAGCGCGCUCGAAACCGAGAUCCAACGCCACUCGGCGACCAGAUACAGUCUUCUUCGUCGGUGCAAGAUCGAGAACAUCGCCAUCCCGCUGAAAGACUCGUCUGCCAGUCUGGACAGUGUUCCGAUCAACGAGAUGCCUCUUGAUGAUGCCAACGCCAUGGACGUCGACGAGGAGGAUCCCACGUCGUCGGGAAUGAAAGCGCACCAUGUCACCGACUACGGGGUGGAGCCCGAAUUCGAUGUCCUCGACGACGACCUUAAGGAGGACGACAGCGACGCCAUGGAAGCGCGGUUGCAGGAAGAGAUAGCCAAACUGAGCGCGACCUUGGACAAGAUGCAACCGAACGCGCAUGCGGCGCAACGCCUCGCGGCCGUCGAACAACGCGCCCACGACACGGAGCAGGAAUACGAAGAAGCGCGUGCCAACUACCGCGAGCUGAAGGCCAAGUUCGAAGAGACCAUGGAGAAGCGGAACGAGUUGUUCAACCAAGCCUUCUCGCACAUUUCCGAGCAGAUCGAACCCAUCUAUUCCAACCUGACCAAGUCAGACGAGUUCCCGGCCGGCGGGCGCGCAUACCUCACCGCCGACGAGGAAGAACCUUACCUCGCCGGCGUCAACUACCACACCAUGCCCCCGACGAAGCGAUUCCGAGACAUGGAGCAUCUGUCCGGAGGGGAGAAGACCAUGGCCGCCCUGGCCCUGCUGUUCGCCAUCCACAGUUAUCAACCCAGUCCGUUUUUCGUGCUGGACGAAGUCGACGCGGCCCUGGACAAUGCCAACGUAGGCAAACUCGUCAACUAUGUCCGCAACCACGCUGGCCCAGGAAUGCAAUUCAUCGUCAUCAGCCUGAAGACCGGCUUCUUCCAGGGCAGCGAGACCCUCGUGGGCGUGUACAGGGACCAAGGAGCCAACAGCUCCAAAUGUCUAACGCUUGAUCUGCGCAAGUAUACUUGA
This is a messenger RNA of Capronia coronata CBS 617.96, 3771 nucleotides long. RefSeq names its product structural maintenance-chromosome 1. The transcript is spliced from 3 exons. Gene Ontology annotation, molecular function: ATP hydrolysis activity; DNA binding; ATP binding. Gene Ontology annotation, cellular component: cohesin complex; chromosome; nucleus. The record is from RefSeq and is a predicted model, not a curated record. Gene Ontology annotation, biological process: sister chromatid cohesion. Bases 1 to 3771 code for a protein of 1256 amino acids. NCBI's taxonomy places the organism in Eukaryota, Fungi, Ascomycota, Eurotiomycetes, Chaetothyriales, Herpotrichiellaceae.